This is a messenger RNA of Ailuropoda melanoleuca (giant panda), 1934 nucleotides long. RefSeq names its product 5'-nucleotidase, cytosolic IB (gene NT5C1B). The transcript is spliced from 10 exons. The record is from RefSeq and is a predicted model, not a curated record. NCBI's taxonomy places the organism in Eukaryota, Metazoa, Chordata, Mammalia, Carnivora, Ursidae. Gene Ontology annotation, molecular function: magnesium ion binding; nucleotide binding; 5'-nucleotidase activity. Gene Ontology annotation, biological process: nucleotide metabolic process; adenosine metabolic process. The coding region runs from base 80 to 1927 and encodes 615 amino acids. Gene Ontology annotation, cellular component: cytoplasm; cytosol.
AGCAACAGAAACAUCAGGAAAUGGAGCUGGGGAGAGGAAAACCUGCAUAACCACAAAAGAAAUUCAGGACUUAAAAGCAAUGAGUCAAACAUCUCUGAAACAGAAAAAGAAGAAUGAGACUGGAUCGAGGAACUCAAAAGACAGCCUAGACACAGACAAAAGAAAGGAUUCUGAGAAAUCAGGAGUUCGUCUGAGCACUCAGAUGAGGCGUGCAGUCAAUCCGAAUCACUUGCUGAGAUGUUGCCCCAUGCGAGGUCACUCGUCGUGUAGACGCUGCCUUUGUGCAGCUGAGGGAACAGUACCUCUUGGCCCCUGCCGCACAAUACGUAUUUAUAUUCACAUGUGCCUGUUGUGGGAGCAGGGCCGGCAGAUCACCAUGAUCAGGGGAUCGAAGGAACUAUCACUGCCAAAGACUGAUUCUCGAGGGUACCUUGUGCGAAAUCAGUGGUCCCGAACUUCACGAAGCCCAUCCACCAGAGGUCCAUCAAUAGACGAACCCCGAAGCAAGAGCACCAGUCUUAAGCUCCCCAGUAGCUCCACGACCUCCCGGACUUCAUCUACCUCCCCCAGCCAGCAAGAUUCCCUGAAGCAGCUGCCAGAGGAGCCCUCGCCGCCCACGCCGCCUAUGCCUUCCACUCCACCCAUGCCUCUCGACUCGCGUCCUCCCACCCCCCCGGAGCCCUACAGCUCUUCCCGGCGCAGCACGAAGAUGCAUGAGAAUCCCGAAGCCUGGGCUCACGGCAUCAUGGGGGAUAUCCGGGACUCCCGGGACUCCACGCAGCUGCGGGAUUACCCGCGCACGCCCCCCACCGAAUGGAAGUCAUACGCCCAGCGCAGAUCCACCUACUCCUCCCAGCUAGACCGCGACUGUCUGUCGGAACUGCCCAGGCAGCAUCAUCAACGGGAGGAAGAGGACGAGGACGAAGCCUACUGGGCCUCAGUGAAAACUCUGUAUGAGAAGAUCCCGAGCUGCUCCCGCCCCCGACCGCCCAAACCCAAGAAUGCCAUCACCAUCGCUGUGUCAUCCCGGGCGCUUUUCAACAUGGUGGACGGCAGGAAAAUCUAUGAGGAAGAGGGUCUAGAAAAGUACAUGGAAUAUCAGCUCAACAACGAAAAUGUCAUCCUGACCCCAGGGCCCGCAUUCCGCUUUGUUAAGGCACUGCAGCAUGUCAAUGCUAGACUCCGUGAGCUGUAUCCUAAUGAACAGGACUUAUUUGAUAUUGUACUGAUGACUAAUAACCAUGCCCAAGUGGGAGUGCGGCUUAUAAACAGCGUCAAUCACUACGGCUUACUAAUUGACCGCUUCUGUCUGACUGGUGGAAAAAGCCCUAUUGGCUAUUUGAAGGCAUAUCUUACCAACUUGUAUCUUUCUGCAGAUUCCGAAAAAGUACAAGAAGCAAUACAAGAAGGGAUCGCGUCUGCAACAAUGUUUGAUGGCGCCAAAGACAUGGCUUACUGUGACACACAGCUCCGCGUGGCCUUUGAUGGCGAUGCCGUCCUCUUCUCUGACGAAUCUGAACAUAUUGCCAAGGAGCAUGGGCUGGACAAAUUCUUUCAGCAUGAAACACUAUUUGAGAAUAAGCCUCUUGCUCAGGGUCCCUUAAAAGGCUUUCUGGAAGAUUUAGGCAGACUGCAAAAGAAGUUUUAUGCCAAAGACGAACGGUUACUUUGCCCUAUCAGGACCUACCUGGUUACAGCCAGGAGUGCGGCCAGUUCAGGCGCCCGUGUGCUGAAAACCCUUCGCCGCUGGGGUCUAGAGAUAGACGAAGCUCUUUUCCUUGCUGGAGCCCCCAAAGGUCCCAUUUUGGUGAAGAUAAGGCCCCACAUUUUCUUUGAUGACCACAUGUUCCACAUUGAAGGCGCACAGAAGCUCGGCACCAUCACAGCUCAUGUACCUUAUGGCAUUAAUCAAAAAAUGAACAAUUAGGGAUGGG